GAUCUCCUUCACUGCGGAAGAAAAGAUGAAUACUCCGAUCGGGAAUACUAGUUUCGACUAUCGCUACGUUAGCGUCAAAGACACGAUUGUGAAGAGACCUGUGCAACGCUGCAAUGCCACAAAGCAACGUCAAAAGCCACAAAGAGAAUCCUUUGAAAAUAUCAAAUACUUUUCGCAGACCACGAGCUAUUUCACCAACCAAGUGAAGUUGAUAGUUGGAGUAAGAAAGAUUUCUUUCCAAGAAAAACAGCUUAUUAGAUGGGCUUCUCUACGUCAAUAAGAGAACAUCGCUUCAAUAAUUGUCAAGCGACACGCGUGCGUUUUACUCUUCUUACAUUCGUCGUUACAUCCUUCGUUCGUCCGACGAUCGCGCGGACUUUCUGCGCUCACAGCGACGCGGAAACUCACAGCACGAAGCGCGCCAUUCGUAGACGAAGUUCCGUAGAAAAGUUCUCUUCCGGACAGAAUUUUCCAGGGAAAAGCACGGAUUGCCGGCGUCUAGCCGGCCAGUUAUCCCACGACGACGUCAGGAAAAACGAUGACCGGAAGGCGAGAGAGGUCAGCCGGGGUUCACGCGAGUUCGACGGCCGGUCGAUUCCGGAAAUCGGAAGGGAUGACGCCGUAGAUACGACUCCUUUAUCUUGGAACCAAGUAUGACGUGCAGAGUCUUUCUUGGAAAACUUUGCGUUUCGCCUUGACAUCCAUUCGUUGACUUCGAGGAAAUUUCGAGCGGAAAAUCGAUCACGCGACAAAGCGGUAUUGAGCCUUGACCGCGCACGAACCAUAUUUGGUUUCAUGAAAGAAUGGCGAAUGAAAAAAUAAAUGGGAAUGAAAUAAAGAACAAAUAGAUAAUAAAUGAAUGAAAAAAAAAAACACAAAUGGAGAACAAAUGAGGAAGAAAUGAGGAAUAAAA
This is a messenger RNA of Acromyrmex echinatior (Panamanian leafcutter ant), 913 nucleotides long. RefSeq lists its product as uncharacterized. NCBI's taxonomy places the organism in Eukaryota, Metazoa, Arthropoda, Insecta, Hymenoptera, Formicidae. The record is from RefSeq and is a predicted model, not a curated record.